GCUCCGCCGAUCACCAACUGCAGAUCUCGGCGCCGCCGGCUUCGGAGCUGAAGCAUGGAUGACGACGGGCUGGGAAAACCUCUGCUUGGACGUGAGAGUCUCAGCACCCAAGACAUUGAUCUGGGGAACCUGCCCCUCGAAGAAGUUUUUGAGCAGCUGAGCACGUCUCGAUGUGGUCUCUCCUCAGCGGAUGCCGCGGAGCGGUUGCAGCUGUUCGGCGCUAACCGACUGGAAGAGAAGCGCGAGAACAAGGUUCUCAAGUUCAUCAGCUUCAUGUGGAACCCUCUGUCCUGGGUGAUGGAGGCAGCAGCUGUGAUGGCAUUGGUCUUGGCAAAUGGGGGUAGUCAGGGUCCUGACUGGGAGGACUUUGUGGGAAUCGUCUGCCUUCUGAUCAUCAACUCGACGAUCAGCUUCAUCGAGGAGAACAAUGCCGGGAAUGCCGCGGCUUCGCUCAUGGCCCGCUUGGCGCCUAGAACAAAGGUUCUUAGAGAUGGGCAAUGGCAAGAGAUGGAUGCCUCUGUAUUGGUACCCGGGGACAUCAUCAGCAUUAGGCUUGGUGACAUUGUCCCUGCAGAUGCGCGGCUACUCGAGGGAGAUCCUCUCAAAAUUGAUCAGUCAGCUCUCACUGGAGAAUCACUUCCUGUCACCAAAAGGACCGGCGACCUAGUGUUCACUGGUUCAACUUGCAAGCAUGGUGAGAUCGAAGCUGUCGUCAUCGCGACCGGGAUCCGCUCGUUCUUCGGGAAGGCGGCUCAUUUGGUGGACUCCACAGAGGUUGUUGGCCAUUUCCAGAAGGUACUUACCUGCAUAGGCAACUUCUGUAUCUGCUCGAUUGCGGUGGGGGUGAUCGUUGAGGUUAUCAUCAUGUUCGCGGUCCAGCACCGGUCGUACCGGGAGGGGAUCAACAAUGUGCUUGUUCUUCUGAUCGGAGGGAUACCGAUCGCGAUGCCGACGGUUUUGUCGGUCACGCUCGCAAUAGGUUCUCAUCGCCUAUCUCAACAGGGUGCCAUCACCAAAAGAAUGACAGCCAUCGAGGAAAUGGCCGGAAUGGAUGUUCUCUGCUGCGACAAAACUGGGACUCUCACUCUCAACCAUCUUACCGUCGACAAAAACCUAGUCGAGGUUUUCAGCGGAGGAAUGGACAGGGACAUGAUCAUUCUGUUGGCUGCAAGAGCAUCAAGAGUGGAUAAUCAAGAUGCAAUCGAUAUGGCCAUCAUAAAUAUGCUUUCUGAUCCCAAAGAGGCACGCGCAAACAUUACCGAAGUUCACUUUCUCCCGUUCAAUCCGGUAGACAAGAGGACGGCCAUAACAUACAUUGAUUCUGGCGGCAACUGGUUCCGGGUCAGCAAAGGUGCUCCUGAGCAGAUCCUCAACCUGUGCUUCAACAAGGAUGACAUCGCCGAGAAGGCGCAGCGGGUCGUCGACAGCUUCGCGGAGAGGGGCCUCCGUUCACUAGCAGUUGCUUACCAGGAGGUCCCGGAGAGAUCGAGGCACGGCGAUGGCGGGCCGUGGGUCUUCUGCGGCGUGCUGCCGCUGUUCGACCCGCCGCGGCACGACAGCGCCGACACCAUCCGCAGGGCCCUGGACCUGGGCGUGUGCGUGAAGAUGAUCACCGGCGACCACCUGGCGAUCGCCAAGGAGACCGGCCGGCGGCUCGGGACGGGGACCAACAUGCACCCGUCGGCGGCGCUGUUCGGCCGCCGCGGCGGCGACGAGGGGGCGGCGGCGGCGGUGGAGGAGCUGGUGGAGAGCGCGGACGGGUUCGCGGGCGUGUUCCCGGAGCACAAGCACGAGAUCGUGCGGCUCCUGCAGGCGAGCGGCCACGUGUGCGGGAUGACGGGCGACGGCGUGAACGACGCGCCGGCGCUGAAGAAGGCGGAUAUCGGCAUCGCGGUGUCGGACGCGACGGACGCCGCCCGGGCCGCCGCCGACAUCGUGCUGACGGAGCCCGGCCUCGGCGUCAUCGUCUGCGCCGUCCUCACCAGCCGCGCCAUCUUCCAGCGCAUGAGGAACUACACGGUGCGUCUGGGCCCUCCAUGCCACGCCAUUGCCAGCACCACAAAUGUUCAGUUCGGUUACUGGGAUUUGCUUGUGAUGAUUUCUACCUUGCCGAUGCAGAUCUAUGCCGUGUGCAUCACCAUACGAAUAGUGGUUGGGUUUGUUCUUCUGGCGUCGAUAUGGGAGUACGACUUCCCGCCAUUCAUGGUGCUCAUCAUAGCCAUACUCAACGAUGGGACGAUCAUGGCGAUAUCCAAGGACCGGGUGAAGCCGUCGGGGAGCCCGGACAGCUGGAAGCUCAACGAGAUAUUCGCGACCGGGGUCGUCAUCGGCACCUACCUCGCGCUGGUCACGGUGCUCUUCUACUGGGCGCUCACCAGAACCACGUUCUUCGAGUCUCACUUCGGGGUGCGGUCGCUGAAGGGCGACGCGGAGGAGGUGUCGUCGGCGGUGUACCUGCAGGUGAGCAUCACCAGCCAGGCCCUGAUAUUCGUGACCCGCAGCCGGGGCCUCUCCUUCCUCGACCGGCCGGGGACCCUGCUCGUCUGCGCCUUCGCCGUCGCGCAGCUGGUGGCGACCCUGGUGGCGGUGUACGCGGCCGUCGGCUUCGCGUCGAUCAGCGGCGUCGGGUGGCGGUGGGCGGGCGUCAUAUGGCUCUACAGCCUGGUCUCCUACCUCCCGCUCGACCCCGUCAAGGUCGCCGUCCGCUACGCCCUCAGCGGCGAGGCCUGGAGUCUGCUCCUCGACCGGAAGGCUGCGUUUGCAAGGAGGAGGAGAGACUACUACGGCGAGGAGGAGCGGCGGGGGGCGGCGCUGUCGGCGCGGCGGGCGCUCUCUGACCAUCUCCUCAGCAGCAGGACGCCACGCUCCGCCGUCGCAGAGCAAGCGAGGCGGCGCGCCGAGAUCGCCAGGCUGGGAGAAACGCACUCGCCAAGGGCGCACCUCGAGUCUGUGAUGAAGCUCAAGCGCGCCCGGUCGGCUCACUCCGUUUGAUGAUCUGCACAAGUUGACUGUGGAACCUUUGUUACUACUCCGACUAAUGUGUUUUUGGCCUGAAUACAUACAUACAUAUUCCUAGUAGUGUGUCAUUACUAAAUAAAUAAGGGAGGGUGCAUCAUUAGCUUGCUGCAGAGAUUUGGUGUGAACAGGUUCA
Triticum aestivum (bread wheat) is the source of this 3151-nucleotide messenger RNA. RefSeq names its product ATPase 10, plasma membrane-type. Gene Ontology annotation, molecular function: ATP hydrolysis activity; ATP binding; P-type proton-exporting transporter activity. The record is from RefSeq and is a predicted model, not a curated record. Gene Ontology annotation, biological process: proton export across plasma membrane. The coding region runs from base 55 to 2991 and encodes 978 amino acids. Gene Ontology annotation, cellular component: membrane. NCBI's taxonomy places the organism in Eukaryota, Viridiplantae, Streptophyta, Magnoliopsida, Poales, Poaceae. The transcript has 17 exons.